GAGGUGAAUUGGCAGGUGAGGGUGAAAGGUCGAACAUGAUUGUAGCAGAAAGAGACAGUCUGGCAGCACACAAAGUGAAUGAACUUUCUUCUCGACUCAUCAUGGACUUGCUCUGCUGUGUUCUGAUCCUCUUCUCUCUGCUCUGUUCAGCCACAGGUCAAGGUCUUGUGGUCACUGUGGAGCCCCGCACUACUACUGUGCGCGAAGGCGAGUCGGUGAGCUUCAGGUGCCAAGUCGAAAGCAGUGCACAGAACAGUCAGCUGCAGUGGAGAAGAAGCAACGAUCAACCCUUAGCAGACAAUGUUAAGAUUGGCCCCAGUGGUGCAGUACUAACGGUUGCUAAUGCUCGACCGAGUAACCAUGGCCAGUACCAAUGUGUGGCGUCCAGCUCUACAGGUUCCAAGCAUGCUUCCGCCCAGCUGAAUGUUAAAUAUCCUCCCAAAGUGCGCUUGACACCAACGGGGCCCGUGAGGGUCAAAAUUGGUGACAGUGUGUCAGUGCAGUGCCGUGCCACAGGCAGGCCACGCCCCAAGCUGAACUGGAGACGCCAAGGUUCCUCUCUGCAACUGGUGACUGCGGAGAUAGAUGGCGUCAACACCAUACAGUGGCAUGUCAUGCGUCCAGAGGACUCAGGUGUGUAUAUUUGCCAAGCUGAGAACACAGUGGGCGUGACUGAAAUCAAAGUGGAGGUCAUGGUGGAAGGGGGACCUGGUGUGCCCACUGCCUCAGUGAGGCAUAAAGAAAUGACAGUGGUGGAGGGACACACUGUCACUAUGGAGUGUCAGGCCACUGGUUCUCCGGCUCCUGUCAUUAGUUGGUCAAAGCUGAGAGCACCAUUGCCAUGGAAACACACAGUGGCUGGUGGUGUCCUGACACUAACCAGUGUGGGGCGCCAGGACUCAGGCCAAUACAUCUGUAAUGCCACCAACAUGCAUGGCUACAGCGAGGCAUACACACAGAUGGAGGUUGACAGCCCUCCUUACGCCACCUCUCUGCCCGACCAGGUGAAGCUGCAGCCUGGUGAUGCUCUUUCCCUGCGCUGUCUGGCUCACGGCUCGCAUCCCAUCAAGUUUGAAUGGAGCCGCGUGGGCAGAGCCAACCUGCCCGCUGGGAGUCAGAGCACUGAAGAUGGACAGCUCCUCAUAGCGCGGGUGAAAAUGGCUGACAGCGGGACAUACAAGUGUGUGGCCACCAACCACAUUGGCUCCAGUGAGGCGCUGGCCAAAGUCAUUAUGAAAGCUUAGGCCAACAUGGUGGCAUCCUAUCGCACCCUGCAAGGCUGGAUUGUGACAUCACACGGAAAGUAUCUCAUACGUUUAUAAAAGUGCAUGAGCUAAAAUCCAUAAGGGAAGGAUGAGAAUGACAAGCUUUUAUUUGAAUACUGAUUCUAAAACAGUCAUAGAAAACUUCUGUGUUAACUGAACUCUAUCCUCCUGGACAUUUCCAACCAACACAACAAAAACCAUAAAAAAUAUAUAGAUCCUUAAUGUUUGUUUCUAUUUUAUGGUACUGGUAGACCUGUAUUAGGAAAGGAACCACAUUUGUUUAAUUUCAAAAGCAUCCCUCAUUAUGAGGCAGUAGAGUUAUGAUUCUAAUUAUAAUGCAUUAGAACAAGUCCAUAAACUAUAUCUUACAUUGCA
Messenger RNA from Nerophis lumbriciformis (worm pipefish), 1640 nucleotides. Its product is annotated as basement membrane-specific heparan sulfate proteoglycan core protein-like. Gene Ontology annotation, cellular component: membrane. NCBI's taxonomy places the organism in Eukaryota, Metazoa, Chordata, Actinopteri, Syngnathiformes, Syngnathidae. Gene Ontology annotation, biological process: cell adhesion. The record is from RefSeq and is a predicted model, not a curated record.